This is a messenger RNA of Acomys russatus (golden spiny mouse), 2628 nucleotides long. Its product is annotated as A disintegrin and metalloproteinase with thrombospondin motifs 3. Bases 1 to 2628 code for a protein of 875 amino acids. Gene Ontology annotation, biological process: extracellular matrix organization; proteolysis. The transcript has 17 exons. The record is from RefSeq and is a predicted model, not a curated record. Gene Ontology annotation, cellular component: extracellular matrix. Gene Ontology annotation, molecular function: metalloendopeptidase activity. NCBI's taxonomy places the organism in Eukaryota, Metazoa, Chordata, Mammalia, Rodentia, Muridae.
AUGAAUUCUAGGAUUCUACAGGGGGAAAAAAUCAAGAAAUUUGAUAUGAUAGUAACUUCAUUAAAAGUUCUUAUGGGCAUCCUGAAUUUACCAACGAAGAGAUAUAGAGAGUAUGAGCUAGUGACACCAGUUAGCACAAACCUAAAAGGACACUAUCUUUCCAAUAUUCUCUCUGCGAAUCACAAAAGGAGGUCACCCAGGGACUUGUCGUCCUCGUCAGAGCAACUGUUCUUUAAUGUCACAGCAUUUGGAAGAGAUUUUCAUCUCCGACUAAGGCCGAACACUCGCUUCCUAGCUCCUGGGGCUGUGGUGGAAUGGCAUGAGACAUCUCCAACGCCCGGGAAUACCACUGACCCCGGAAAUGGCCAUCCCCAUGGAAGUGCUGCAGAAGGAAUCUGGAGAUCGGAGCCUUUGCAGACUAGCUGUGCUUAUGUUGGUGACAUCACGGACAUUCCAGGAACCUCUGUUGCCAUUAGCAACUGUGAUGGUCUGGCUGGAAUGAUAAAAAGUGAUGAUGAAGAGUAUUUCAUUGAACCCUUGGAGAGAGGUAAACAGAUGGAUGAAGAAAAAGGAAGGAUUCACAUUGUCUACAAGAGGUCAGCAGCAGAGCAGGUGCCCAGGGAGGUGUCUGAAGACUUCUACUACAGAGAGCCGGGGCUGGAAGGCCUUGAUGAUCUGGCUACAGUGUACAGCAACGUUGGCCAGCAGCUGAACGAGACAAUGCGGCGCCGCAGACACGCGGGAGAGAAUGAUUACAACAUCGAGGUGCUUCUGGGAGUGGAUGACUCUGUGGUCCGUUUCCAUGGCAAGGAGCACGUCCAAAACUACCUCCUCACCCUGAUGAACAUCGUAAAUGAAAUCUACCAUGAUGAGUCGCUGGGAGUGCACAUAAAUGUGGUCCUAGUGCGAAUGAUUAUGCUCGGUUACGCAAAGUCCAUCAGCCUCAUAGAAAGGGGAAACCCAUCCAGAAGUCUGGAGAAUGUAUGCCGCUGGGCUUGCCAACAGCAGAGACCUGAUCCCAACCAUGCCGAGCACCAUGAUCAUGCAAUUUUCUUAACCAGGCAAGACUUUGGGCCUGCUGGAAUGCAAGGCUAUGCUCCAGUCACAGGCAUGUGUCAUCCAGUGAGAAGCUGUACCCUGAAUCACGAAGACGGCUUUUCAUCUGCUUUUGUAGUAGCCCAUGAAACUGGCCAUGUGCUGGGAAUGGAGCAUGACGGGCAAGGCAACCGGUGCGGCGAUGAGACCGCCAUGGGCAGCGUCAUGGCGCCCCUCGUGCAGGCUGCCUUCCAUCGCUACCACUGGUCCAGAUGCAGUGGUCAGGAACUGAAAAGAUACAUCCACUCCUAUGACUGUCUCCUUGAUGACCCCUUUGAACACGAUUGGCCCAAACUCCCGGAACUCCCAGGAAUUAAUUAUUCCAUGGAUGAGCAAUGCCGGUUUGAUUUUGGCGUUGGCUACAAAAUGUGUACUGCGUUCCGGACCUUUGACCCGUGCAAACAGCUGUGGUGCAGCCACCCCGAUAACCCAUACUUCUGUAAGACUAAGAAAGGGCCCCCGCUUGAUGGCACUGAAUGUGCUGCUGGGAAGUGGUGCUAUAAAGGGCACUGCAUGUGGAAGAAUGCUAACCAACAGAAACAAGAUGGCAACUGGGGGUCAUGGACCAAAUUUGGAUCCUGCUCCAGGACGUGUGGAACUGGUGUCCGUUUCAGAACACGCCAGUGCAAUAACCCCGCGCCCAUCAACGGUGGGCAGGACUGCCCUGGUGUUAAUUUUGAGUACCAGCUUUGUAAUACAGAAGAAUGCCAGAAGUACUUUGAGGACUUCAGGGCCCAGCAGUGCCAACAGCGCAACUCCCACUUUGAGUACCAGAAUACUAAACACCACUGGCUGCCACACGAACAUCCUGACGCUAAGAAAAGAUGCCACCUCUACUGUCAGUCCAAGGAGACUGGGGAUGUCGCUUACAUGAAACAGCUGGUUCAUGAUGGAACACGCUGUUCCUACAAAGAUCCAUACAGCAUAUGUGUGCGAGGAGAGUGUGUGGAGGUGGGCUGUGAUAAAGAAAUUGGUUCCAACAAGGUUGAAGAUAAGUGUGGGGUCUGUGGAGGGGACAAUUCCCACUGCCGAACUGUGAAGGGGACAUUUACCAGAACACCCAGGAAGCUUGGGUACCUUAAGAUGUUUGACAUACCCCCUGGGGCUAGACAUGUGUUAAUCCAAGAAGACGAGGCUUCUCCUCAUGUUCUUGCUAUAAAGAACCAAGCCACGGGUCACUACAUUUUAAAUGGCAAAGGGGAGGAAGCCAAGUCACGGACCUUCAUCGAUCUUGGCGUGGAGUGGGAUUACAGCAUCGAGGAUGACAUUGAAACGCUCCACACAGAUGGGCCCCUGCAUGACCCAGUUAUCGUUCUGGUACGUGCCGUGCAGCAUGUUAUAUUGAUCAUACCUCAGGAGAAUGACACACACUCCAGCCUGACAUAUAAGUACAUCAUCCAUGAAGACUCCGUACCGACAAUCAACAGCAACAACGUCAUCCAGGAGGAGCUGGACACUUUCGAGUGGGCGUUGAAGAGCUGGUCUCAGUGCUCCAAACCCUGUGGUGGAGGUAACAACUCCAUUAAUUUGUAA